Molecule: messenger RNA, 1650 nt
Organism: Pipistrellus nathusii (Nathusius's pipistrelle)
Lineage: Eukaryota; Metazoa; Chordata; Mammalia; Chiroptera; Vespertilionidae
Source: the annotation of a GenBank genome assembly
AUGGCCAGCCCUUCCGGCAGCCCCGAAGACAAGGGCAAGCUCAGAGGCUGGGACGGCCGGCAGAGGCGGGAGGAGGAGGAUGCCCCUCCGGAGGAGAAGAGGUUGAGGCUGGGGCUGGAAGGAGGAAGCGCAGCGCAGGAGGAGGGAGAAGACACUCCACGCCUGGGCAGGGAAGAGACGGGCACCCAGACAGGUGUCGAAGGCAGAGGUGAUCUACUCUCCCUGACAUAUAGCCUGGACUACAACCCUGAAAAUUCAGCCCUCCUCUCCAGUGCCAGGAACAGUCCACAGGACUUGGAUUCAGCAAGCCUGGCUGCCAGCAAUACCGAGGAAACUGCUCAAAGACCUCAUGCGAGUGGAACUCACAGCUUCCUGGAUCCGGCUCAGCAUUCAGAUAUCAAAGCAGACUGCAAUACCUGUGCGGAAAUAGAGGACAGAAAGGUUUCAAGACAGCAGAUGAAUUGUGACAGAGAGCAGCUAAGGGGUAAUCAGGAAGCAGCAGCUGCCCCUGACACAAUGGCUCAGCCUUACGCUUCGGCCCAGUUCGCUCCCCCUCAGAAUGGCAUCCCCGCGGAAUACACGGCCCCCCACCCGCACCCUGCGCCAGAGUACCCCGGCCAGACCACCGUCCCCGAGCACACGCUAAACCUGUACCCUCCCGCGCAGUCCCACUCGGAGCAGAGCGCCGCGGACACCAGCGCGCAGACCGUCUCGGGCACCGCCACACAGACAGAUGACGCAGCGCCGACGGAUGGCCAGCCCCAGACACAACCUUCCGAAAAUACAGAAAACAAGUCCCAGCCCAAACGCCUCCAUGUCUCCAACAUCCCCUUCCGCUUCCGCGACCCGGACCUCCGACAAAUGUUUGGCCAAUUUGGUAAAAUCUUAGAUGUUGAAAUUAUUUUUAAUGAGCGAGGCUCCAAGGGAUUUGGUUUCGUAACUUUCGAAAAUAGUGCCGAUGCGGACAGGGCGAGGGAGAAAUUACACGGCACCGUGGUAGAGGGCCGUAAAAUCGAGGUAAAUAAUGCCACAGCACGUGUAAUGACAAACAAAAAGACUGUCAACCCUUAUACAAAUGGCUGGAAAUUGAAUCCAGUUGUGGGUGCCGUCUACAGUCCCGAAUUCUAUGCAGGCACGGUGCUGUUGUGCCAGGCAAACCAGGAGGGAUCUUCCAUGUACAGUGCCCCCAGUUCACUUGUAUAUACUUCCGCAAUGCCUGGCUUUCCGUAUCCAGCCGCCACCGCCGCGGCCGCCUACCGAGGGGCGCACCUGCGAGGCCGUGGCCGCACCGUGUACAACACCUUCCGGGCCGCGGCGCCCCCGCCCCCCAUCCCUGCCUACGGAGGUGUUGUUUACCAGGAUGGAUUUUAUGGUGCAGACAUUUAUGGUGGUUAUGCUGCAUACCGCUACGCCCAGCCUACCCCAGCCACUGCAGCUGCCUACAGUGACAGUUACGGACGAGUUUAUGCUGCCGACCCCUACCACCACACACUUGCUCCAGCCCCCACCUACGGCGUUGGUGCCAUGAAUGCUUUUGCACCCUUGACUGAUGCCAAGACUAGGAGCCAUGCUGAUGAUGUGGGUCUCGUUCUUUCUUCAUUGCAGGCUAGUAUAUACCGAGGGGGAUACAACCGUUUUGCUCCAUACUAA